Lotus japonicus is the source of this 2369-nucleotide messenger RNA. RefSeq lists its product as uncharacterized. Bases 164 to 2086 code for a protein of 640 amino acids. Lineage: Eukaryota; Viridiplantae; Streptophyta; Magnoliopsida; Fabales; Fabaceae. The record is from RefSeq and is a predicted model, not a curated record. The transcript is spliced from 7 exons.
AACUUUCACUCUCACUGUCACAACUCACAAACCCCCUCCAUCUCCAUCAAAUUCUGACAAACCCCUCAAAUUUUCCCGAGAAAAACAAAAAGAAAAACCUCUAAAAUUUUCCUGCCACCCAAACAAAACCAUAAACCCUAACCUCAAUCUUACUAUCUCCUCGAUGGAUCCUUCUCGGCGUGCUCCACGCGCCGCCAUCGAUCCUGUUCCCAAGAUCCGCCAAGUCGGGUUCUUCGCUCCCGGAGCUGCCCCACCCGAACGCUCUCAAUCGGGUCCGCCUGACCCGACCCACUCUUCCCCUCCCGUUGUUGGUGCCUCACCAUCCCUCUCGCCGGUGAUGAUUCCGCCGCCGCGUCACCUCUCAGAUAACCUCAUCCUCCACGCUCGUCCGGUCGCCGCUUCGCAGCUUCGUGCUGACGCUCCGGUGUCCCCGGCGCCGUCGUCUUCGUACUCAAGCAGGAUCGCCACUGCCGCCAAUGGGAGCUUCUUCGACGGUAGGGGUAGCGGCGCCGGGAAGGUGGUCGCGUCUUCGUUUCCUCGCGGAGGAUUUGACUUGACUGCGGUGGUGAAGGUUCCGGCAAGCGAGCUGACCACUGUUUCCGUGGUGAAUGACUCGCUUGGACUUCCCGAAAAAGAAAAAGCAAACAAAGGAGGAGGGUCUGCUGUGGAAGUGAAAGACCAACCUGCUAAUUCAAAACAGCAGAAACCGAAACCCUCCAAAGCUGAAAGACGUGCUCUUCAGGAAGCUCAACGAGCUGCAAAAGCUGUGGCAAAAGCUGAAGGAAAUAAAGCAUCUGGAACUACAACUGUGAUGAAUGCCAAACCAGCUAAAGCUGUAAAGUCUGCACAGAAAGUUGAUAAUGUAACAGUUGCAGCCUCUGAGAAGAAGGGGACUGAUUGUCCACCAGAAAAGGAUAGAAAGAAAGAUGCCCCUCAACCACGCAUGCAGUAUGAUGACAAGAGCAGAGUGGAGAAAGCCAAACGCCGUGCUGUGGUGAAACAAACUGAAGCGAAGAACAGAGUAGAGUUGUUCAGGCACUUACCACAAUAUGAACACGGGAGUCAGCUUCCAGAUCUUGAGGCGAAGUUUUUCCAUCUUUAUUCUGUACAUCCUGCUGUUUACAAGGUGGGUUUGCAGUACCUACUUGGAGAUAUAUCUGGUGGAAAUGCUCGUUGUAUUGCAAUGCUUCAAGCAUUUCAAGAGGCCAUCAAAGACUACUUGGUUCCACCCGAGAAGACUCUUGUACGAGACCUAACGGCAAAAAUUAGUAGUUAUGUAUCAUUUCUUAUUGAGUGUCGACCCCUGUCAAUCAGCAUGGGAAAUGCAAUCAGAUAUCUCAAAAGUCGAAUAGCUAAGCUACCUUUAACUGUAUCCGAGUCGGAAGCAAAAACUUCUCUCCAGUCUGAUAUUGAGCGUUUUAUAAGUGAGAAGAUCAUACUUGCCAACAAGGUGAUAGUCAAGCUUGCUGUCACUAAAAUAAGAGAUGGCGAUGUUCUUCUAACUUAUGGGUCAUCAUCAGCAAUUGAAAUGAUUCUUUUGCACGCACAUGAAUUAGGAAAACAAUUUCGUGUCGUGGUUGUUGACUCUCGUCCAAAGCUAAGAGGGAAACUUUUACUUCGCAAGCUUGUGGAGAAAGGUCUUAGCUGUACAUACACUCAUAUAAAUGCUGUUUCCUACAUAAUGCAUGAAGUUACUAGAGUUUUUCUGGGUGCUUCAUCAGUCUUGUCUAACGGAACUGUAUAUUCAAGAGUUGGGACUGCAUGUGUUGCAAUGGUUGCUCAUGCAUUCCGUGUACCUGUCAUAGUUUGUUGUGAGGCCUAUAAAUUUCAUGAGAGAGUACAGCUGGAUUCAAUAUGCUCGAAUGAACUCGGUGAUCCAGAUAUCAUUUCAAAUGUGCUGGGUAGAGAGGAUGUCAACUACUUGGAUGGUUGGGCUGAUAUUGAAAAUCUGCAACUUUUAAAUCUGAUUUAUGAUGCGACUCCUUCAGAUUAUGUCUCAAUGAUAGUCACAGAUUAUGGCAUGGUUCCUCCCACAAGUGUGCCUGUAAUUGUAAGAGAAUAUGGGAAAGAACAGGUCUGGAUAUAAAAUGCAAAUGUGAACUAUCUCAAUUUUGUGGCGCCAAAAUCCUCUUUAUGGACUGGGUAGUGACAACAAAUUUUAAGAUUGUUGUUAUGCAUGUUUUUGUACUAUUUUCUCACAGGAAUUAAUGUAAUGUGUCUUUUUGUUCUAAAAUUUUGGACAUUUCUGUAUUCACAUGUCCUAGCGCAGAGUGCAAAAUUUUGCCUCUCCAGGCUGACUUAGCUAUACAUUCUAAUUCUAAACAGAUCUUUUUUCUUCUGUUUUUUCAAAUUUUGGAUAAUCCCUAACA